This is a messenger RNA of Cryptotermes secundus, 483 nucleotides long. Its product is annotated as protocadherin Fat 1. Gene Ontology annotation, cellular component: membrane. Gene Ontology annotation, biological process: homophilic cell-cell adhesion. Gene Ontology annotation, molecular function: calcium ion binding. Lineage: Eukaryota; Metazoa; Arthropoda; Insecta; Blattodea; Kalotermitidae. The annotation marks the transcript as partial. The record is from RefSeq and is a predicted model, not a curated record. The transcript is spliced from 2 exons.
AUCCUGAAGAUUCAUAUUUGUGCUCAGUAGAGCUCUCCACUGGUCCCUAUCCUGCGCCGCAGUAUUCCAGUUCAUACCACCCCAUCCUGUUAGGAAUCUGUGUUUAUCAUACUUUUAACGGGUAUUUUUUUGUUGCAGGCAACAUCAGGACCAUGGCUGUUCUAGACCUUGAGUCCAAGCGUCACUAUUGGCUGACGGUGUUCGCUCAAGACCAUGGCGUAGUCCCCCUGCACUCAAGGCUUGAGGUGUUCAUUGCUGUACAGAACGAGAAUGACAACACGCCUCUCACUGUUGAGCCCGUGUACUACCCGUCGAUUCCAGAGAAUUCUCCGGCCGGUAAGGUAGUUGUUGAGCUAAAAGCUGAAGAUUAUGAUCUGGACCCUACUCAACGCCUUACGUUUCGCAUCACCGCAGGAAAUCCUGGUGGAUUCUUCAGCAUCAGCCCUGAUACAGGUAAGAAAACAACGUUGUUGCUUAUUCUGC